Aspergillus caelatus is the source of this 1091-nucleotide messenger RNA. RefSeq lists its product as uncharacterized. Bases 187 to 870 code for a protein of 227 amino acids. NCBI's taxonomy places the organism in Eukaryota, Fungi, Ascomycota, Eurotiomycetes, Eurotiales, Aspergillaceae. The record is from RefSeq and is a predicted model, not a curated record. The transcript has a single exon.
UGAUGAUCAACGCUAAGCCUUGUGCUUCUCGUAUCAAGGAUAUUAAAAUGAUUCCAGGGUUCUCACCUCAGAAUAGUUAUAUAAGAUGUGUAGAAGACGAACCCCCCGCCCCCGAAUACUCCUUAUGCUUCUCUAUCCUAUCUUUUUUUCAUCACUAAUGCGUAACAAUAUCUUGACCUCUGCACAAUGAAUCCAUCCAAGUCCAUUUCUGAUCAGGAGUCUUUUAAUGGAAGUCUGUUUAACUCCUGCGGCAACCCUCGCCUCUUUCAUGUAUACCAUACUCUGUGGCACAAUGAUUACACCGUGACUUCGGACGACAAGACACCCCUUUUCUUUGUGGAUACGUCGUGUUUCACCCCAAAGAAGCCAGACCUUACAUUCCAUGCUGGCACUGAUAAGAAGGCCCCUAUUGUGGGCGUCUCCAAAUUCCUACAUUUUUCAAGACACAUGAAAGUAGGGCUCGGUGAUCCGGAGAGUAUCAACCACGUUGAGUGGGAGGACCUUGUGUCUCAAAACAUCAGGAGCAACAAAUACCGCUGGCAAAUGACCCUCCGGGGUGCCUCUGGAGCAGAACGACGGUCUUUUAUGUGGAAAAGAACACACUCUGUUGCGGUCGAGGGCUCCUCCGCUUCCAAAUGGAGUAGCCGCAACUUCAAGCUGGUCGAUGAGCAGACCGAUCAGAUUGUUGCGAUCUUUACGAGCAGUGCAUUCAAAAGCGUCAAGAAAAGUGGCAAACUCCAAAUCGACUCGACAAACUAUGGCGAGGAGUUUGAUCUGAUGGUCCUUAUCACUGGGCUUUCUUUGUAUGAGAAACAAAGACGGCGCGACAAUAAUGGUGGAGGAGGUGGCGGGGGUGGUGGUGGAGGUUAAAGGAUCUAUCUCUCUGCCUCCUUUGUAUUCUUUAUUCUCUUCUUAGCUUUCCCGAAUAUUCUGAGAUACCAAGUCUGCUGUUUGAGUUACCGUGUUAUAUAUGUCUACGAUAGGAUGAUAUCCACUACCUCUUGUGUCAAUUAUGAUUCUUGGCAUUUAUUAUGAUGACAUAAUCUGCUUUGUAUCAUUCAGCCUCCAAUGAAAUAAAAUAAGCUUAACUU